AGAUUUCAUGACCCAAACGCACUCUCAUUUGGUGCUCACAUUACCAGAACUCACUUUUUAAAAGCCUGAGAGCAGCACACCGCCAUAGAAUGUCGCAGUAGCCGACAUGGUUAACUUACCGUGUCUUUCCCACUGUAGUGAGGCGGACAUGUCAAAGCUCCUCCGGUCCGAGGAGAUGACCCUCGUGCAGAUAUUCUUAUCUCAGGAGGCGUCAUACAACUGUAUCAGAGAACUUGGAGAGUUGGGUGCGGUUCAAUUUGCUGACCUAAAUGAAGGAGUGAACGCUUUCUCUCGUAACUAUGUGUCAGAGAUCAGACGUUCUGAGGAAAUGGAACGACGACUUCGAUUCUUUGCUGGGGAGAUUGAGCGAGAGAAGCUUCCUGUCCCUGCUGACUACAAAGUCCCUCAAGCCCCUAAUCCUAAAGACCUGAUCGAUCUCGAGGCAACACUAGAGCAACUGGAGGGGGAGACUAGACAGAUUAAUGCCAACCAGGAAGCUCUUUUGAGGAACUUCUAUGAGCUAAAAGAGCUGAAACACGUUCUUAACUCAGCUAGUACUUUCUUUCAAGAGGGUGCAGCGAUCCAGCAGGAAGGGCUGAAGGAGCGACUUACGCCGAAAUACGACGAGGAAGCCGGAGGUAACAUCUCCCGGCACCUCAGUUUCUUGUGUGGUGUUAUCAACCGGUCUAAAAUCCCUGUUUUUGAAAGGGUCCUCUGGAGAGCCAGUAGAGGUAAAGCUCUGUUGAGACACAUGGAGAUAGAGGAGCCUCUGAAGGAUCCAGCCACCGAAGAAGAGAUCUCCAAAUCUACUUUCAUAGUCUACUUCCAGGGAGAGCAGCUCAAGAUGCGAGUCAAGAAGAUCUGUGAGGGUUUGGGAGCAACUACAUACCCUUGCAAAGAAGACUGGGAGGAGAGAAGACAGACAGAAGCUGAAGUUGACAAGAGAUUGGAGGAGUUGACCAGUAUUCUUAACGAGACCAAGAACCACCGCUUCAGGAUGCUGAACACCGUUGUCAGCAGUAUCAACUCUUGGAUCAUCCAGGUUAGAAAAGUGAAGGCUAUCUGGUACACGAUGAACAAGUUUAAGAAGACAGAAACAGGGCUCCUGCACGCGGAGGGAUGGUGUCCUAAACUACAACUCAACGAAGUUGACAGGGCCCUCAAACGUGGAGCGCAAUCAGCGGGUAGCGAAGUAGCGCCUAUCCUAAACACGGUAACAACGCGACGUACCCCACCCACCUACCACCGUACUAACAAACUGACUAAGGGUUACCAGGCUAUCAUUGACGCGUACGGUGUGGCUUCCUAUCAGGAGAUAAAUCCAGCGAUAUUUACAAUCAUAACGUUCCCCUUCCUGUUUGGUAUCAUGUUCGGAGAUAUCGGUCACGGGUUCAUUAUGUUCCUCGCUGGACUGUACCUUGUAUUGAAGGAGGGUUACUUCACCAAACGGCUCAAGUCAUACGAAGAGAUAUUCCUGAUGAUGUUCCACGGUCGGUACAUUAUAAUGAUGAACGGACUGUUUGCUGUGUACGCAGGAUUCCUUUACAACGACAUAUUCUCACUCUCCAUCAAUAUAUUCGGUUCUUCCUGGCAACCUACAAACUACACGCGCUACGAGAAAAACUCAUCUCACUACAUUAAUCCCGAUGCUAUCUACGGUUUGGAUCCAAUAGGAGACGAAUACAAUGGAGAUCCCUACUUGUUCGGAAUUGACCCCUUCUGGAAUCUGGCGGAAAACAAGCUAACUUUUGUUAAUUCCUAUAAGAUGAAGCUCGCUGUUAUUCUUGGGCUCACACAGAUGACAUUUGGAUUGAUUCUCAGUUUCUUUAACUAUAAGUUCAAGGGCAAAACUCUAAACAUAUAUUGCACAUUCCUCCCACAAAUGAUUUUCUUGCAAUGUCUCAUCGGUUACCUGGUCUUCAUGAUAUUUUUCAAGUGGUUCGCAUGUGAUGCCACCACAGACCAACCAUCACUUCUUAUCUGUCUCAUCAACAUGUUCCUGAAGUUUGCGGGAGAAAUUGACGAGGGAAUGCAGCUUUAUCCAAUGCAGCGCUACAUACAAGCUGCACUGGUGGUAGUGGCGGUGAUAUGUGUGCCGUGGAUGUUUGUCGCCAAGCCAAUCAUCGAGCACAUGUACCCACGAGUCCGGCAAGCGAGCUAUGCCCCAAUACCACAGAACUAUCAACAAUUCGAUAAUGAGGGAGAUGAUGAGGAAGAAGAGGGGGAGGAAGAUCACGGAAUGAUGGAUGUCAUGGUGCACCAAGGUAUCGAGACUAUCGAGUUCACGCUGGGUUGUAUCUCCAACACUGCCAGUUACCUCCGACUCUGGGCUCUCUCACUCGCUCACGCAGAGUUAUCUGAAGUGCUGUGGAGUAUGGUUAUGCAAGCUGGACUGGGUAUGGACAUCAACAAAUACGUCAACCCCAUCCUCAUCAUUGUGACGUUCUCGUUCUGGGCGGUCCUCACUGUGGCUAUCCUCAUUGUGAUGGAGGGACUGUCUGCCUUCCUUCACGCCCUCCGUCUUCACUGGGUGGAGUUCCAAAACAAGUUCUACGAGGGAGAAGGUCACCUUUUCGCUCCCUUCUCCUUCGAGCGAAUGCUGAAUGGGGCUGACGACGAGUAGAGAUUAUGUCAUGAUUCCUGCAGCUGUGCUUUUAAACUCUCAAGCCUGAUACAUCAUAAAUUACUGUUUAUUUUAACUGUUCUUUGUGUGAAUUAGGACUUAAUGAAUGGAUUUUUCGGAUUUAUCGGUUAUUGUAGGAGUUUUGUAUGUGCCUUUCACUUUCACCGGUGCAUCAACUUACUUCAUAUUCAAGACUUCGAUGAUUUUUAUUUCGGGUUCGGUUCAGCUGGCUGAAUCGACACGACAAUCAGUAUCAAGUACACCAUUAAAUGUUUUAGUUUUCUUUGAAUGUUAGUUUUCUUCAAAUGUAAGUGUUAUAUACGAAUGUUAUACGACAAGUGUUAUAUACGAUUGUAGAUUGUUUGAAUGAAAUAGUUUAUUUCCUGGAUUCUUUUUUGUGAA
Bolinopsis microptera is the source of this 3025-nucleotide messenger RNA. RefSeq names its product V-type proton ATPase 116 kDa subunit a 1-like. NCBI's taxonomy places the organism in Eukaryota, Metazoa, Ctenophora, Tentaculata, Lobata, Bolinopsidae. Bases 107 to 2623 code for a protein of 838 amino acids. The transcript is spliced from 18 exons. Gene Ontology annotation, molecular function: proton-transporting ATPase activity, rotational mechanism; ATPase binding. Gene Ontology annotation, cellular component: plasma membrane; vacuolar proton-transporting V-type ATPase complex; vacuolar proton-transporting V-type ATPase, V0 domain. Gene Ontology annotation, biological process: proton transmembrane transport; vacuolar acidification. The record is from RefSeq and is a predicted model, not a curated record.